Funneliformis caledonium is the source of this 684-nucleotide messenger RNA. NCBI's taxonomy places the organism in Eukaryota, Fungi, Glomeromycota, Glomeromycetes, Glomerales, Glomeraceae. The record is from the annotation of a GenBank genome assembly.
AUGGCUGACAUCCCCACCCAACUUGGUUUCAAUGAAGAAGAAACAGAAAUGUUUAAUGGGAUGACCGCACGAGAAAGAGGGGGAUUUAACCGCCUGAGAGACGACAAUUCAAGAAUUGCAUAUGUUCAAGCACUCGUGAACAAAGAAAGAUCUUGGAAAGAAAAAUCUGUAUGUUUAGCUAAAAGAAACAUAUUUUUAUUAGAACAUUUUACUAAAACUGUUUUAGCGCCUUCGCCGUUUUUUAACAUACCUUUUUCGUUAGGACCUUGGUCAAAACCUAGUUGGCUGUGGUCUCAACGUGGCUGCCCUAUCCGUUACUUUAGACAUAUUUCAGACUCUAUGAAGAAAACGUUGGAUGAGACUGUGCAUAAGAAUGACGUUGUUUUAUUCAUGAAGGGCACUCCCGAACUUCCAGAGUGCGGAUUUAGCAGAGCCGUUGUUCAAAUUUUCCAAGUUCAAGGUGUGGAUUUUUCAAAGAUCAAGACAUUCAAUGUUUUAAAAGAUAAUGAAUUAAGACAAGGUGUCAAAGAAUAUUCACAAUGGCCGACUGUUCCACAAGUAUAUAUUAAGGGAGAAUUUGUUGGCGGUUGUGAUAUCAUGCUCAAUAUGCAUCAAUCCGGAGAAUUAGAAGAGUUAUUAUUGAAACAAGGAUUAAUUGCCGAAGAAUCGGAAAAGGAGGAGUAG